AUGUCAGUGUCUUGUUGCUUUUGGGCUUUGCUUUCACUAGAAAAGUUCAAAUUUAUUUAUUUGCCUGACUUUAUAACGGACACUCAAAUAGGAUUAGGCAAAACAGCUGGUGACAUCUUGCUCUCGCAAUCUCUACUCCAGUUUAUUCAUCCCGAUGAACGGUCGAUGGCACAAACUGAUCUUUAUAAUUUCGUUAAAAUCAAGACACUCGCUGGUGCUGUAACCAGGUAUACACUCCCUUAUGUUUCUUUCUUUCUUUAUUUAAUUUUAUAUGCAGAUGCGGUAGAUUGGGAUAUCACUGAUGUUGUAAUGUAUACAGCCACCAACAACACUAUCUUGACCUUUUUCCAUUGCCCUAACACAGGUAAAAAAAAAAAAAGCUCCCCUUUUAAACUAGAGAAAAGUCUUGGUUUACCGGAAGGGAUUGAUUUCUUUCGUAUAUUUCAAUUAUAUGAUACAGAGACGGGCCAAGGGAUUAUGUCGUGGCCCUUGAGCAAAGAGAUGCAGGAAGUAAAUGAGUUAGCCACGGUGUUGAGUAAACAAGAGAUGGAAAAACGAGUGGACGAUGCCAACAAGACGGGGUGUACGCAACAUUCCCAUUUGAGUUCAACCCAUCACAUACCGACGUAUGGAAUAUGUCAAUUCGAAAGAAUUAUCAUCCGGUAUGAACGUUUAACUUUUAGUUCGUUUCAGAUCACACCCAUUAAGCAUACCGUCGCUCCAGGUCAGGCUACACAAGUUGAGCCCAAAGCAUGGCGAGGUCGAUUUGGCGCCUACGAGAAAAAAUGUGAAAAUUGUCAGACCAAUAAAAGUCCUGAAUGGCGUCGAGGUCCCUCUGGGCAUAAAACGUAA
Molecule: messenger RNA, 852 nt
Organism: Mucor mucedo
Lineage: Eukaryota; Fungi; Mucoromycota; Mucoromycetes; Mucorales; Mucoraceae
Exons: 3
Coding region: 1-852 (283 amino acids)
Biological process (GO): regulation of DNA-templated transcription
Molecular function (GO): sequence-specific DNA binding; zinc ion binding
Source: RefSeq, a predicted model, not a curated record